Molecule: messenger RNA, 2426 nt
Organism: Mycena citricolor
Lineage: Eukaryota; Fungi; Basidiomycota; Agaricomycetes; Agaricales; Mycenaceae
Source: the annotation of a GenBank genome assembly
AUGUCAGUUGCUGGAAAAUUAUUUUCCUACUGUGCCAACAUUCGUCCUUGCUUAUAUGUAUUCAUCUGCACAAAUCGGAGAGUUUGCAAAAUCGGGCAAAUUCGGGUGAACUCGGGUCAAGCAGACCACGUGCCCACUCGUCAAAGGAUUCGUGAUUGCAUCAACCUUCAUCACACCCGACAGUGCUUACGUCUCCCCACCCACCCUCUUUUCCAACGAUCGAAGAAACAGAUCGCCAUGGGCACAGCGCCGCAGCUUAAGAGACCAAAAUUAAAAGCCAUGAAAGUCUACACUAGACCCCGUGGCAGUCAUUGGUUGUACAUCCACGAUCCUUGGCCGUACGGCGCCUCCUCCGCAGAUAAACAGAACACAAAUGCAGUGGUCGGGUGGGUAUGCCGAGCGAUCUCCGAUCUGUGCCGAGUCGACACCCUCCCGAACGAAAUCAAGGUUUUCCAUCGAUCGCAGCACAGCUAUCUCGUCAUCCAGAUCACCAAUACUCAGUUAGUCAGCCUCGACCCCGUCUUGGGGACGCACAUUCCUUCCGAAUUCCUCACGUCAGCAUAUGCACCAUCGAAUACGUCUCAAACAAGCACCUGGUACGAAUACGACUACGAGGCGUGCAACGAUCCCAACAAAACCCAGUGGACGGGAAGUGUUCCAAGCUUCUCCGAGCUACCGGUCGACUUCCCCAUCAAAUGGAGCCAGGCACGUCGCGGGGCAGAUCCGUACCCAUCCCCGUCCCCUGCCCUACCCGCACACAAGAAGCGCCAGUUUGCGAAAACGCUUCCUCUGCAUCUGAUACAGCAACAACAGCUCACUCUUCCCCCGUCCAAAACCGAUCAUGGCAUUGCCGACGCGGGGCCUUUGGGACACCGUUCUCCACCGCCCGAACCCGUCUCCGAGUUUGCUUUCACUCCUUACCAGUUUCCACCUAACUUUCCGACAUUGCCAUCCGAUGGAUCAAUACCUGUGAGAAAGCUUGAUCCUUAUGAAGAAGAGGAUCUCGCACAAGCCCUGCUCCAUCCGCAUCCAGCCUCCCAGUUCCCAUCCAGACACGGCGACCACAAGUCGCCGGUCAAGGAAGAAUAUGUUGAGCAUCAGCUCGGACAGCUCUUUGGGGUGAUGGCCGAACGGCGUCUUGAGGUGAAGCUUGAAGCGGUCUCAGAACCGAUGGACGCCCUCCAAUCCAUGUUCACGGAGAUGGAGAGGCGCAAUGCCGCGCUUGAAUCGGAGCGAAGAAAGUCCGACGACGAUGAGCCGGUUCCCUGUCGGGAAGCUGUCCAACUGAACAGAACAACGAUCAAGUCUGAACCUAUAGAAUUAGAGUUGCACACAACUCCGGUUAAAUCUGAACCGACAGAGCACAAUAUCCCUUCGAGCAGGCCGAGAAAUCGAAUAUUUGACGCAUUUGACGGAUAUUCUCCGAGCUCGGUCAGAAGCGAAGAUCAGCAUGAAGGUAAGGUCAUUCAACUCUCCGACGAAAAUGAUGAAACUGGUUUUCUCUCCAACAGCUCAGCGGGUCAAAACAGAAUUUACAGACGACUCCAUAUCUUCCGAUAAUCAUCUCGUGAAACAGGGAAAACAGUAUGAAUCAUUUCUAGCGGACCGGGCGGCUCCAGGGACUAUGGAUCAAUACACCGGACGCGAGCACCCCUCACUUGGUCAAGGCGAGCGUUCCGCGGCGCUAUCACAAUGACCUUGACCCAAUCCUUCCAGGUGGGUACCACGCCUCACCCCGACCAGAAGCGAGGGGGCGGCAUGAAGGGAAUCCGAACACUGCAAGCUUCGGAAAGAGAAAAUCCGAACGCGAUUUAUGGCCAAGCUCGCAGCAGCCAUCGACCUCAAGGCAGUCCACAAGGGACAACGCAACGGGUCUGCCAGAGCGCUACUUGUGGUCUCAUCACUGAUGAGUCUGACAGCCACGCGCUCGUCCUACGAGGUUCCACCACUGAAGCGCGAACGGCUUUCCGGCCCGACACCGCACCGAACAAACAUGAAAGAUCCACGGAUUCGCUCGGACUGAGAGCGCGAAGAGUAGUGAAGGAGGGAAAGAGAUCUUAUUUGCAACGGUUCAUGUGAUACAUGUGAUUUCUGGGCUGCCCGUGUACCAGAUAUUGGAGAAGAUUUGCAGUUUUGUGUCAGUCUAACAUGCAGAGGGGGCGUAUCUUGCCUUUUAUACAGAACAUUCGGUCUGGAUGAACGACUGAGACAUUGCAGCAGAUGGAUGAAAGUCUGGGAAUGAAUUCAAAUGCCGGUGUUGGAAAUAUCUGACAGUGAUGGCAAAGACCGAAUCACUCCAGUAUUUUCGAUGUGUCUUGUAAGCGAAGCAGAGUAAGCAAGGUCACUAAGGUUCUGGUGCACUUUGAAUUGCGAAGGAGGGAGACCGGCUGCACUGGAGUGACUUCUGAUAGAUAGGAGUCGUUUGA